CGUAAUACGGUUACGGUGUGUCGCUCGAAUUCACAAUACCAAAAGAUUGUUUACAAUUAUAUAUCAUUAGUGCAGUAUUAGCUAUGUAUACAUAUACACACACAUUAGUUACAGUUAUACACAGAAGACGAGUGUAUGUAAUGGAGAUUAGAUGCUGAGUUGUGGAAGUUGUGGGCGGCGGUGUUGCCCUCUCCCUCACAUUACCUUUUGACUUUUGUUUAAUAUAAUGCAUAAUAUUAUAAUAGGUUCGUUAUAACAGCUCAAUUAUAUACAUUGAUCCGAUACAUUGUGAAUACAAUUAACACGUAUUAGUUUAUAUAAUAUAAGUCGGCGAAAAUCCAUUUACGACGGUAAAUUGCCACGUAGUAUAUAAUAGUAUAAUACCUAUAUUAUACAUAUAAUGUUGGUGCGUACCAGUUUUUUCGGAUCGUUGGACUACGUUGAAUCAUCAUCAUACUGUUGAAUACAUCUAAAUCCCUAUCAUAAGUUCGUUGUUUAUGGCAAUUCGUGCGUUUGGUUUAUACUCGUCUGACGUGUACGAACUGUGGUGCCAGGCGCUAGUACAGUUUUUACCGACUUCCGAGAGUUUUUUGGACUUCUGAUCCCUCUGAUAAAGUGUAAUCGGUUCACCUGUUGAGCGUGGAUGGUUGAUCGAUCAGUGCAGUUUGUUUUUUUUCAAAAUAAUAAUAUUCUCCCGACUGCCGUGCGCGCAUCUUCUCCGUUUAUCACGUACUGUAGUGCCAUUGUAGCCGUCACACGUCUCCGCGUACGUGAUGAGAUCGACAGCCGCCGCAUGUUUGGCCGCCGUGGUCGUGGCCGCGUUCGCCGUGGACGCGGCUGACCUGGACCUGGUGCUGCUGCACGCCAACGACAUGCACAGCCGGUUCGACGAGACGGACCUGUACUGCAACGAGUGCCGCGAAGACGACGCUUCGCUGGGCCACUGUUACGGCGGCUUCGCCCGGGUCGCCCAGUUCGUGCGUGACGAACGGCGAUUGGCCAGCGAGAGUGGCUUGCCGUCGCUGUUCCUGGUGGCCGGCGACACGUUCCAGGGCACGCCGUACUUCUCGUUCUUCGAGUGGAGGCCCGUCGUCGACUUCAUCAAUCAGCUGCAACCCGACGUCAUGACUUUAGGCAAUCAUGAGUUCGACCACGGUAUCAACACUCUUUUGUCAUACUUAAACGGAAUUCAAGAUAUACCCACAGUAGUAUCCAACUUGAAUAUGACGGCAGAACCAGAAUUAAAUAAUUUUGUAUUGCCGUCAUUAGUAUUCACCAUAAACAAUACAAAAGUGGGCAUCGUUGGAUGUUUGACAACAGAUACUCCGACCAUAUCCAAUUCCGGAGCAGUUGAAUUUUUUGAUGAAGUAGAGUCUUUGAAGAAAGAAACGAAAAAGUUACUCAAAAACGGUGUUAAUAUAAUUAUUUGCCUUAGCCAUAGUGGAAUUGAAAAAGAUAAAGUAAUUGCCAAGGAAGUAGAAGACAUCGAUAUAAUUGUUGGGGGACAUUCACAUACAUUUUUGUACUCGGACACUCCACCUAGCAUUGAAAAACCAUAUGGACCAUAUCCACUGUACGUGACAAACGUUAAAAAUAAGGCCGUGCCAAUAUUACAGGCAUACGCAAAUACCAAAUAUGUGGGAAAAGUUGUAUUAAAAUUUGAUUCUAAUGGUGACAUAGUUAAUAUCGACGGCUCGCCAACAUUAUUGAAUCAUGAAAUAAAACAAGAUCCAACAAUGUUGACUGUAGUCGAUCAAUGGAAACCACAGGUAACUAGGAUUACAAAUAUUACCAUUGGGCGUACAGCCGUAGAGUUAAUAAACACGUGUCGUGGAGAGGAAUGUAACAUAGGAAACCUGAUAGCGGAUUCCUAUGUAUACUACAACGUUAUGAAAAAAGAAGUUUACAAUGAGUACUGGACUGAUGCUCCUAUUGGGAUGGUUCAAGCAGGUGGUAUUAGGACUACAAUCAACGAAACUGAUCAUGAUGGUUACAUCACUUUGGGACAGUUGAUCAAUGUCACGCCGUUUGCUAAUAAUCUUGUCAAAAUUACAAUUUCUGGUUCUACGCUUUUAGAAUCAUUUGAACACAGCGUUUCUGACUAUGUAUUGAAUCAUGGUACAUCUAAAUUUUUACAAGUUUCUGGUGUUCUGGUCGAAUAUGAUUUAACGCAGAGUCCCGGAAAUCGAGUCACUUCACUGUUUCUUCGAUGUGGUCACUGUAGCGUUCCCAAAUACGAACCUUUAGUGUUGACUGCGAACUACACAAUAGUGAUGUCCGAUUAUUUGGCAAAUGGUGGUAAUAAUUAUCAGGCAUUUCAAAAAAGAAUAAGCAACGAAUUACUAGGUAUUGAAGAUUAUAACGCAACAUCGAUGUAUAUGCAAUCAAUAAGUCCCAUAACGAGUGGAAUAGAUGGCAGAAUCCACUUUAAACGCGAUAUCAACAACGAAAAGUCAGCAGGAUUUAAUAUAAAUACAUGGAAUUAUCGAAUUUUAGUGACUACUAUCAUUAUUACAGUAUUAUACUUUAAUAUUUAAAUUGUCAUCUGAUAUAAAUUAUAAACAUUUAAAUAAGUAUUAUAUA
This is a messenger RNA of Acyrthosiphon pisum (pea aphid), 2583 nucleotides long. Its product is annotated as protein 5NUC. Gene Ontology annotation, cellular component: plasma membrane. The record is from RefSeq and is a predicted model, not a curated record. The transcript is spliced from 9 exons. Lineage: Eukaryota; Metazoa; Arthropoda; Insecta; Hemiptera; Aphididae. The coding region runs from base 774 to 2537 and encodes 587 amino acids. Gene Ontology annotation, biological process: AMP catabolic process. Gene Ontology annotation, molecular function: nucleotide binding; metal ion binding; 5'-nucleotidase activity.